Messenger RNA from Acanthoscelides obtectus, 485 nucleotides. NCBI's taxonomy places the organism in Eukaryota, Metazoa, Arthropoda, Insecta, Coleoptera, Chrysomelidae. The record is from the annotation of a GenBank genome assembly.
AUGUUCCGUCAAGAGGUGUUACAAAAAGCCCUGGCCAUUUCUAAUCUCACCUUAGACCGCCCAGGAACAUCACAUCCGACUGUCACGAUGUUCCCAGCAGUACCUCCUAUUCAAACAAUUACCAGCCCGUCAAAUAUUCAGCAAUUGGAUUUGGUAGAGGAACCUGCAUCUCAGCAAACUAUACAGACUCAAGACUGUGUUUAUUCUUUAAUAAAUUUAUAACAACUUACAUUACUUGUUUAUUUAUGGUGCGUGUAAGGGAUUUUGAUAUACAGUGUGUUAUGGGCCUGUGCGUUACAUUGCUCGAAGAAAAGCCUGCACGCCAGUAGCACAUGUUAUUACUUAUUAAGGAAAAAACUAAGUACUUACCUUAAAGUUACGGCUAAUCUUUCAAUAGGUUGGAUAGGAACACGAAACAUAUUGCAAUGUUUCAAAUUAUCUUGUAACCUUGCUUGUAGUUCGUCGAAACUUCUGAUGGACAUCUU